Molecule: messenger RNA, 2169 nt
Organism: Penaeus chinensis
Lineage: Eukaryota; Metazoa; Arthropoda; Malacostraca; Decapoda; Penaeidae
Product: dynein axonemal intermediate chain 1-like
Exons: 14
Coding region: 1-2169 (722 amino acids)
Biological process (GO): outer dynein arm assembly; cilium movement
Cellular component (GO): outer dynein arm
Molecular function (GO): dynein light chain binding; dynein heavy chain binding
Source: RefSeq, a predicted model, not a curated record
AUGACGGUCAACAAGACACUGAGAAGCGCCGUGCGGAGAAAAAUCAUCGGCGUUACCCUGGCGGAGAAACUCGUCCGAAUCCUUGGCACGGAGCUUCUGACCGAGAGAAAAGCCAAGAAGAAAGCGAAGCCAGGGAAGAAGGAAUCGAACAAGAGGAUGAAACGGAUCGGAACAGUGACGAAAGUUGGAGUCACGCUCAGUCGCCACGGAACGUCUCGCACGGAAACCAGGAAGCCCGUGUCCUGGAGGAGUCGCCUUAAACCUCAGACUGGCGAAGCAUUUAGAGCCAGUGUGAUUCGAACCCGAGAUAAAGAGCACAAGAUCACGCUGUCGACCAUCGAACCGAACGCCGACAAGAGGGUUCGCUACGACUUAAGAAGCGAGGAGUUCGAACUCGUCCCUCGAGAGGACCUCCUCCUCGACCUCCUCACGCUGCCGUCGAAGAGCAUCCACAAGGACGAGCUUCCGAGGAGCAAGGAGCUAGAGUGUAGGGAUGCACAAAUCGAACCUUUUUGGCUCCGGGUGAAAAAAAUCAUACGCGAAACACCAGAGAAAUUUGAAGCCCUGGAUCUGUCUUCGGACACCGACGAUAACGAGGUCCUGAGUCAAGAGCUAAUGGACCUGUACGGAGAUCGCCUCACCGUGGACCACCUUGACGGCUAUGAAAAGCGUUAUAACCCGUUCAACUUCAGCGAGCGCGUUUCCCAGACAGCGUGGCGGCGAUCCAAGGAAGCAUGGACCCAGACAGAGCCCCCUCCGAGCAACACUUUCUCCGCCAACGUCAGUUUCUCUGUCAUCUACGACGCCUACGUGAUGGACAGCGAAAAAGGGCAAGAAAAGGUGGAAAUCCCGAAGGCGGAGAACGAAGAGCAACAGGUGGAGGAGAGGACGAGGCGAAGGACCUUCCGGCAAGAGGUCAAGCCGAAGACUGGAGGUCACGGGGGCUUUCUGACCCACUCGCUGACGACGCCAGAUAUCUCUGACCUCCUGACGGCCGCUAAGGUCAUGGAGAGGAUGAGCUGUCAGUUGCUUGGGGAUGAGAUCUGCCAAGAUUACAAAUACUGGGACGAUGACAGUGAUGAAUACAAGACGCUUGAAGGGACCCUGCUUCCUCUGUGGAAAUUUUGGUGCCAGAAUACUCGGCACUAUUCCGUGAUGGACCUCUGCUGGCAUCCCCUACACGCUGACCUGAUGGCUGUGGCCUACAGUGCUGAGCUGUCGAAGGCCGGAGCGAGCGAGGGAAUGAGCGGGACCUACUUAGCUGCCGGGACCAAGGACGGAAGCGUCUUGGUGUUCAAUUUGCAGAAGAAAGCGGGCGCGUCUUCGUCAAACAGUGCUUCUUCAAUCUCUGGUAAACAUCUGCUUGCUGUGACUCAGGUAAGAUGGAUACAGAGCGAAACGGGACUACACCCUUGCCUUUUCUCCAUUGCACAAGACGGGAGAAUAAGCCUGUGGACCGUCAGCGCAGCCGGUCUCAGCCACGUUAACGUUUUGGUUUUCCCGCCCGGCGACCACGCGAGAAAACUGAAUGUUGAUGUUGACGAUAAGAUCCGGAAAGGAAUACCGACCAGCAUAGCCGUCAAUCCGGACGACAGCGACCAUUUCCUAGUAGGGCUGGAUACGGGGGUGGUCGUUAGCCAUCGCCGGAGCGCCAACAUCCACACCAUCUUCAGCUUCCAAGCCCAUGUUGGCGCCGUGGCCUCCGUUACGUGGAAUCUGCAUUAUCGAAAAGUUUUCGGAACUUCGUCUGCAGAUUGGACGGUUAAGAUUUGGUUGCUUGGUUGCGUCACGCCCAUAAUAAUAGCAGACCUCAGCUCUCCCGUGGGCGGCUUGGCAUGGGCGUCAUCCAACAGUACGGUGUUUGUGGCCGUGACAGACGACGGGCGGGCGCAUGUCUUUGAUAUUUGUUUACGUAAGACCAAGGCACUCUGCACGCAGACUAUCCGACAGGGGCGGUGGUCACGUCUCUCCUGCGUGGCGUUUAACCCUUUUGAGCCUGUCAUACUGGUGGCAGGGGAGAGGGGUUUUAUUCUCAGCCUGAAGUUAUCGCCUAAUCUGAGAAAACAACACCAGGAUGCCAAAGGAGCAGACGCGAACACACUGAAGGAAUUGGAACGGAGGAAAAUGGAACGCAUCAUAGCCACCAGCGGCAUCUUGCACUCACAGUAA